AUGACACCACCAUCCGAAAAUGUUGGCCCUUUGGCGUCUUACCCCAACUGCUUAUCAGUCAUCGUCACUGGCGGUGCAAGCGGCAUUGGCUUGGCAAUCACCCGCUACUACGCUGAACAAGGACAUAUGGUGGCCGUUCUCGAUGUGAACGUAGAUACGGGACCUGACAUUGUUGCAGAAGUUGCAAAAGAGUUCCCCAAAGCAACACUGAGCUUCAAAUGGUGUGAUGUAUCUUCUUGGGAAGGACAGUACGCAGUCUUUGACCAGGUUCAUCGCGAGCACGGACACCAUGUUGAUGUAGUCGUUGCUAACGCAGGGAUCUCUGAGCAAGGAGCUGGGGCCUUUGAUUGUCUCCCUAGGGAGUUUCCUCAGAAGCCACAGCUAAGAUUGCAGGACAUCAACUUGAACGGGAUCAUCUACAGUGCAGGACUUGCUGUACAUUACAUGCUGAAGAAUAAGCCUGGGAGCCAUCUCCCAGCCUCCAGGGGCUCAAUCAUUUGCACAGCAUCAGCUGCGGCUAUCUAUCCAUUCCCAGUUUCGCCACUCUAUGCGGCUUCCAAAUCUGGAAUCGUGGGCUUCGUACGGUCGAUGGCAGUUAGACUUGAAGAAAGUCGGAUUCAAAUCAACGCUCUUGCACCAGGAGUGCCGUGUCUCACAGAAACCAAUAUUACCCCCGAUAAAGAUAUCUUCAAAGCGAUGGUGGUCACCCCAAUGUCCACCUUGACAAGAAGUAUAGCACAAUUCAUGGCGGAUCCAUCAAGGACAGGUCAAUUGGCUGAACUGCAUGGGGAUCAGAUUACUUUGAGACAUCAUGCGGACUAUGCUGACGGUGGGGUGGAGUAUAAUAACAGGAUGUUUUGGACACUGGGUCAUGCUUAA
Messenger RNA from Fusarium vanettenii 77-13-4, 879 nucleotides. RefSeq lists its product as uncharacterized. The record is from RefSeq and is a predicted model, not a curated record. The transcript is spliced from 3 exons. Gene Ontology annotation, molecular function: oxidoreductase activity, acting on the CH-OH group of donors, NAD or NADP as acceptor. Gene Ontology annotation, cellular component: cytoplasm. NCBI's taxonomy places the organism in Eukaryota, Fungi, Ascomycota, Sordariomycetes, Hypocreales, Nectriaceae. Bases 1 to 879 code for a protein of 292 amino acids.